Messenger RNA from Pyricularia oryzae 70-15, 3156 nucleotides. RefSeq lists its product as uncharacterized. The record is from RefSeq and is a predicted model, not a curated record. NCBI's taxonomy places the organism in Eukaryota, Fungi, Ascomycota, Sordariomycetes, Magnaporthales, Pyriculariaceae. The transcript has a single exon. The coding region runs from base 1152 to 2612 and encodes 486 amino acids.
AACGUCGUAAGUAAUUACCCCAGAACCUGAAGACCCCCGAUUUGUACCCCCUUGACUUGACCGAGUGCCCUGUGCUACUCAAGGGGUGCCUUCGGUCCCAUUCAAUUGUUCGCCCGUUCCAUUUCUCCCCCUUUUACGCAAAGGUACUCGCUCGACCUUCCCAACCCGAGUCCCAAAAGUCAAUUAUUUUGACAUUCAAGUCCCUAGGACUUUUUAUUGUCAUCUUCCUGGCCAACACCUCUUCCCCCCCAGACUAGGAAUCGGACUAGUCACACUUUAAACAACUGGCUCACUCCAUCAUCUUAACGAGGUGCCUUGGUCUUGUCCAUUUCGAUUACUCUUCAACAGCCCAAGACUCCCUAGCGAAGCCACCUGCAUACAUUCCACUUGGCGUUUGGACCUCCUCAUCUCACACGAACAGACGCCAGAUUCUUCCGGCCCCUCUUGGGAAGCCAGCUUUCAUUGAAUCUCUGUGCGCUUGGCAGUUCCACCACGCUGUCAAUUGCACUAACCCAACGAAACGGACGACCGGACCGCGCGUUUACGUCCCGCACCACGAGAAACUCCAAAAGGCUAAUAGCCUGCGGCCGAUAACCAUUCUCACUCAACCUCCUUCGCCCGAACUAACGCACGUUUUUCUUUCGUUGCUGCGUCUUUGCCAACACCUCCUUCAUAAACGGCCCAGCCGAGCCAUAACCGAUAUAUACAGCUCCACUCUCCCGGGACUCCAACUGAAUGGUUUUAAUUUCACCCGAUCGGUGCUAUUCCUACACAAUCACAAGGAGAAGCCGAAAAGCAAACCAAAAGUCACUGCGUUAGUCUUCACAUUAGGUACCUCUUGGUACCGGCUGAUCUAUAUAUAUAUAUAUAUAGUUGCCACAACAUCCGGUCUUGGACUCAUGAUCUCGACACCGUACGAGCUUGCUUUUAUCGAACCCGACGACAGACUGUUUUCUGCAGUCAGAUCCGGUCACUCCAACUUGACUUCGAUAUCAAUCGACAUAUAUACCACAACACAUAUACUGUCAACUAGCCGUGCCAUAACUUGGAUCCAGGAGGUUCAGGAGGGAUAAACUCCCUGGUCAACUGGGACAAGGUUCUCUCCUCAGAGUCGGCUUUCAGUGGCUCUCCAGUGGAGAUAAACCGUCACCAUGUCGUUGGGCGUGGCUAUCCAGUCGGCCGUCUUCUAUGUCAUAGCAUGUACACCUUGCACCGGGGCGCGAGCUAGGAGCAAAGCAAAGGCGCGUGCACGACGGGAAAGGCAGGAGAAGGAUAGACUGGAGGCCGAGAACCCGGGCCUAUACCGCCACCCCAGUCCGUUCAACACAAGUCCGCAUUGGGACGAGGAGAUAGCCAUGGGACCCUCAUUACCAAAGAAGAGUGGGAGCGGCAGACAUACCUCCAGCCAACGUAGGCUUACGUCUGCUUCUUCAGGAAAAGACACCACCAGGAGUGAUAGCACAAUAGCCAUCUCCCCGUCAAUAAGUAUAGCAGCGCCUGCUAAACUAUCAAAAUCUGCGACAAUGCCGGCAUCAGCUCCGUCAGAACAUUCCCCGCCGAAUCCUGGCAGCAGUUCUACCGUUGUCCCCGAGGGUAACCCAAGCUUAAGCCGAACGGUAUCCGAAAAUUGGAACCUAAAACGGUACCAACGCGAGGACGAGGAGCUUUGGGGGUACGAUAUCCCCACGAACAACGCGGCCGAUACUGCCCGACCUGGUCAGAAGAUCAUGGACGCCAUUGCCAAGGCGGGUUCAUCAGCAGGUCGCUUAUUAGAUUCUACGUUACUCCUAGCCGGCAGCGGAAGUGGCAAGGACCGCAACAGCAACGGUGAGCUGCGCGAGAUUACCAACGAGGACCGCCGAAACUUUUACUCGCCCUCGACCCCGACAACCACAACAUUCUCCAGCUACCGUAACCCGCCCGUCAACGACUACCACCCCCCGGUUGUCAGCUCCAGCCCGGCUCACAAGGACGAAAUGAGCUGGCUUCGCCAACCUCCCCCGGCUGUCAAGAUUAUGGAGGCCAAGGUGCCUGUUAGCCGCAGUGCCAGCUUGGCCAGCACGGUCAGCCGCAGAAGCCACUUCCCCGGAUCGUCAGCAAACAACCUUUCCGAGUCAGGUCUCGGCAGGGUUGUUGGAGAGCGUCUGGUUGGUGCCAAGCUCCGCAACGGAGAGCAGUUCCCAACAGGAAGGACGCCCUCGUCUGGAUCAGGCGCGAGAGCAGGUGGGAGGCCCCGCCGGACCACAGUCUCAUCAUCGCGCUCUAAGCAAAGCCAGAUGAGCUUCUCGCCUGACUCGUCGUCGGACGACGAGUCCUCCGAGAUUGAAGCCCCGCGGACCAGCCGCCGUCAACUCGCCAAGCCUUCGACGACCCCUGCUGAGGCUGUAGAUGACGCACAAGACGGACAUGCCAGCCAGAGGCCCAAACUUGAGACUAUUGUGAGCUCGGAUCUCUCGAACUCUUCAAGGCAGACCGACCUUGUCCUGUCCCCGAUGGAGAGCAUCGUUGGCGUUGACCCGAAGACAGAGACAAAGCUGGCGACCGAGACCAAAGAGAUGGCCGAGCGUCCCAGCGGCCGAUCAAUCGACAGCGGCAUGGCUCUUUCGGUAUAAAGAAAGCCGUCCACUGUGAAACGGCUGAUACAGUACAUACAUGUUCACGUUUCUUUUUCAAAUUCUUGGCCACAUAUUUAUGCGUCACUCGAGAUGUUUAGAAAGAGCCCUUCUAUUAUCUACCACUUUAGUUUCUCAUUCCGUUCCGCCACGCCAUUUCCUUGUACCACCUCUCACUCUUUCUAUUCAACCUCCACCUCAAGUUGACAAUCUUACCUUUCUUUUUAUUGCAUUGGGCCGGGGUUAUUUGGUCAAGCAUCCUACAGGCCAGGGACGGCACGGUCCCUGUUUGUUUUGGAGUAUGGAGUUACUUUUUCCUGUCAUCAUCCUUCUUUUUUUCCUUUUUCCAAUCGGGGUUCAUUGAAAGCAUUUUCACAAAUAAGCAUGCUUUGCUAUUGUUAUUCUUAUGGCAUUUCCCUUGGUGGCUGGUAGAAAUUGCUGGAAAAGCGAGCGCCUCUGGAUAGCGCAUCAAUGAUAGAUAUAUACAAAACCUUGAUUCUAUCUUUGUCUCUUGAAAAAAUAAAACACGAAAUUUUUAACAUGA